CUGUUCUAUGGGUUGAGACUUCUCUGUUCAGACUUGUCAAACUAGUUUCAUUUCAACUACUUGUAAUUUGUUUCCUUAUUUCUUGUAGCUGUAGACCUUUAAUAUACUAGAGAUGUCAUAUAGUUGAUUAGGAAGUCGAGUUCAGUGGGUGCAUGCUUCCAAGCACAUAUUUUUCUCCUGUGGAUGAUGUUGCGACCAGUAGGAUUUGGCACCCGAAGCCGAAGUUUGAAACCAUGGAUGAUUGCCCUUCUGGUUGUGUUAUUGCUGAUUGUGGUGGCAGUGACCAUUGCUCUUCUGGCUCACUUCUUAGUCUCUGGCCAGAAAACAGAGUAUUAUCAUGGUAGCUUUAAAAUUUUAGAUGUACGAACCAAUGGUAAUUCUGGACACAAUGGCGUAUACCAACUUAAGGACUUAAAAGAGAUAAGUGAAAACUUGGUGGAUGAGAUAUUUAUUGAUUCAGCCUUGAAUAAGCAUUAUAUCAAGAACCGAGUAGUCAGACUGACUCCAGAGGACAAUGGUGUGAAAGCAGAUAUCAUUAUGGUGUUCCAGUUUCCCUUUGCUGAGCCAAGGACAGUAAGGAAGAAGAAAAUCCAUAGCAUAUUAAACCAGAAGAUAAGGAACACAAGAGCCUUGCCAAUAAAUGCCUCAUCGGUGCAAGUUAAAGCAAUGAGCUCAUCAACAGGGAAGUUAACUGUCCAAGCAUGUUGUGGUAAACGGGCUGUUCCAUUAAUAGUCAACAGGAUAAUGUCUGGAGAAAUUGCUGCCAAGGCUGCCUGGCCUUGGCAAGCUUCCCUUCAGUGUGAUAACAUACAUCAGUGUGGGGCUACUUUGAUUAGCAAUACGUGGCUCGUCACUGCAGCACACUGCUUUAAGAAGAAUGCAAAUCCACGUGACUGGACUGUUAGCUUUGGAACAACAAUCAACCCUCCGCUAAUGAAGAGAAAUGUCAAAAGAAUUAUUCUCCAUGAGAAGUAUCACUCCCCAGCAAGAGUGUACGACAUUGCUGUUGUGCAGUUUUCUCCCAGAGUCACCUUUACUGAUGACAUCCGCCGGGUUUGUUUGCCAGAAGCUUCUGCAACCUUCCGACCAAAUUCAACUGUCUAUAUCACAGGAUUUGGAGCAGUUGAAUACGGUGGGGAAUCUCAAAAUGAGCUUCGAGAAGCCAGACUCAAGAUGAUAAGUGAUGAUGUGUGCAAGCAACCAUAUGUAUAUGGCAGUGAUAUAAAAUUUGGGAUGUUUUGUGCUGGAUAUCUGGAAGGCAUUUAUGAUGCCUGCAGGGGUGAUUCUGGGGGCCCAUUAGUCAUAAAGGAUCUUAAAGAUACCUGGUAUCUCAUUGGAAUUGUGAGCUGGGGAGAUAACUGUGGUCAAAGGAACAAACCUGGAGUCUACACAAUGGUGACUUAUUACCGAAAAUGGAUUGCUUCAAAAACAGGCCUCUAAAUUACUGUAAAAGUUCAACAUCGAGAGCUGUAUGCAGGACACACAUGUAUGAGAACCCAAAUAUUCAGUGGGGUUAAAUGACUGGUCCUAGCAACAUAGAACAUAUGUGACUAUUUAUUUUAGAAUCACUCUAAUAAACCAAUAACCCAUAGCCAAAUCAUAAAGAAUUUAAAUUUGUAAAGUCGUGGGCCAAUUUAGCUUGGCUUGAAAAAUACAUCAGAGCUACUCAGCUCUUAAAAUCACACCAGGUGGAGCAUAAAAGAGGAGCAAUGCAAUCUAUUGAGGAUAAUCCAUGAGAUUUGUCAGGGGUGUCACCUUUAGUGAGUAAAUUUUUAAACACUCGAAGAGUUCAGGAAACCUUUAUAUAAUCUCCAGAACUCACAGAUACUUUUUUUCUUCUUUUUUCCUCAUUCUUCCAGGUUUUCCAAAGAGAUUUUCCACCAUAAGAAACUAUUUUUUUUUCUUAUAAACUCAUUGGAGGGAUCUUCAUAAAAGAAAGUUAUAUCUGGGAAACAAAGUUCUCUGAUAAAUCAAGCCAGAGAUAUUACCUUUUUAUGUUGGUUCUAACCUCCUUAAUUUGUGGUGAUUUUUCACACACACAAACACACACACACAUACACCUCCCACUACCCUACAGAUAAAGUCUGAUUAAAGAAUA
Messenger RNA from Pipistrellus kuhlii (Kuhl's pipistrelle), 2098 nucleotides. It is a transcript of the gene TMPRSS11A, whose product is annotated as transmembrane serine protease 11A. Gene Ontology annotation, molecular function: serine-type endopeptidase activity. NCBI's taxonomy places the organism in Eukaryota, Metazoa, Chordata, Mammalia, Chiroptera, Vespertilionidae. The record is from RefSeq and is a predicted model, not a curated record. Gene Ontology annotation, biological process: proteolysis. Gene Ontology annotation, cellular component: extracellular region; plasma membrane. The transcript is spliced from 10 exons. The coding region runs from base 184 to 1440 and encodes 418 amino acids.